CAUGUAAACUGGACUGAAGGGUUCCUAAUGAAAAAAUAUUAAAGUGACACACUGACAACAGUAGGAAAUGGCGACCUCAAAAACAUCUAAUACUUAUAAUCGACAAAAUUGGGAAGAUGCGGAAUUCCCAAUUUUGUGUCAGACAUGCCUUGGUGACAAUCCGUACAUUCGAAUGAUGAAGGAGAAGUAUGGAAAAGAAUGCAAAAUUUGCAUGCGUCCCUUCACAGUAUUCCGUUGGUGUCCUGGCGCAAGAAUGCGUUUCAAAAAAACCGAGGUCUGCCAGACCUGCAGUCGAUUAAAGAACGUUUGCCAGACUUGUCUCCUCGACCUGGAAUACGGCCUCCCAAUUCAAGUCCGCGAUGCAGCACUAAAGAUCAAGGACGACCUGCCCCGUUCCGACGUGAACAAGGAAUACUACGUCCAGAAUAUCGACAACGAGAUCGGCAAGCUAGAUCACACCACGCCAGCUGGUUCUGUUGGAAAAUCCGCAGCCGCGAGCGACCUGCUGAUGAAACUCGCGAGGACGAGUCCUUACUACAAACGGAAUCGACCGCACAUCUGUUCUUUCUGGGUGAAGGGCGAGUGCAAGCGAGGAGAAGAGUGUCCCUAUCGUCACGAAAAGCCAACCGAUCCAGACGAUCCCCUGGCUGAUCAGAACAUCAAGGAUCGUUACUAUGGCGUUAAUGAUCCGGUCGCGGAUAAAUUGAUGAGAAGGGCAGCGGCGAUGCCGAAGUUGGACGCACCCGAAGAUAAGCGCAUCACGACACUUUAUAUUGGAAACUUGGGCGAAGUUUUGACCGAGAAGCAACUGCGGGAUCACUUCUAUCAGUACGGAGAGAUUCGAUCUGUGACAAUGGUGCCGAGACAGCAGUGUGCUUUUAUUCAAUACACACAAAGGAGUGCUGCAGAGGCAGCAGCGGAAAGGACAUUUAAUAAGUUGAUUCUGGGAGGUCGCCGGCUGACGAUUAAAUGGGGAAGGUCUCAGGGUCGGCAGACGAUAUCGGCCGCAGAAGGGAAUCGAGAAUUGCUCGAACCUGUGCCAGGAUUGCCGGGUGCUUUGCCACCUCCGCCAGAAGCGAUGGGAAAUAAUUUCUUUAAUUUGCAGCCCACACCGGGAAUGAUGCCUCCGAUGAUGAUUCCACCGCCUCCAGUUGCACCGCCUUUCAUGUUCCCACCGCAAAUGGCAGCUGCGGCUGCGGCUGCUGCCGCGGUAGCAGCAGCCUCGCCGAUUUUCCCACCAGGAACGACCCCGAUUCACUAUCCGAGUCAGGAUCCUUCGAGAAUGGGAGCCUCGCAGGGAAUUGGAAAACCCUGGCCGGAGGAGUAGAUUUAAUUCGUUGUAGAGGAAUUCAAUGUAAAUAUGACAAAUUUGCAUAAUCAUUGAUUUGUGGAAUUUAGAAUCGAAAUAUGAAUUUACUUAAUGGAGUAAUAAUUACAGCGAAAA
This is a messenger RNA of Belonocnema kinseyi, 1444 nucleotides long. Its product is annotated as pre-mRNA-splicing factor RBM22. The coding region runs from base 68 to 1327 and encodes 419 amino acids. The transcript has 3 exons. Gene Ontology annotation, molecular function: metal ion binding; U6 snRNA binding; pre-mRNA binding. The record is from RefSeq and is a predicted model, not a curated record. NCBI's taxonomy places the organism in Eukaryota, Metazoa, Arthropoda, Insecta, Hymenoptera, Cynipidae. Gene Ontology annotation, cellular component: U2-type catalytic step 2 spliceosome; Prp19 complex; U2-type catalytic step 1 spliceosome.